AGUAUAUAUUACAUGUAUACUUAUUUUAUAUUUGUGGUCACCCCAAAGUGAAAGCUGCAGACUUUGAAACCCAGAAAUUCCUCCCAUUUUAGUUUUUUUUCUUAGAAACACAAGAAGAGCUUAUGGAACUUGCUAAGAAGUUUAUAUCUGAAAUUGAUGAGAAGCUCGAGCCUAAAUCUGAAAUUGAUAAAGAACUCGAGAAAAUCAAGUCUUCCUUCAAUGAAGAAUAUGAGAAAUGGUCGUGUGGAAAACAGAGUGGAUCUUCCUCUAAGCAUGGAAACCAGUCCACAGAUGGCGAUUCAUCGCCAACUCGCAACAGCAGUAAAAAAGGGCGGCCUAAGGCGAACCGUGUGGAGACGAGCUCUGAGCUUCCGGAUCACCCCAUUCAUGGUUUCAUAAACGAGAAACUGUUCUUGAAGAACUUCUUUCUGAAGCAAAAGGAAUCCGAAGAGUUCAAGACUCGAGCAAUUGUGGGGAAAUACGGAGUUGGAAAGACGACAUUGUGUCAGGAUGUGUUCAACGACGAAGAUGUGAAACAAGUCUAUUUCCCGAGGAUAUGGGUUUCUAUGUACAGCAAAGAAACAAAAGACCCCAAGAUAGAUGUUGUGAAGAGGAUCUUGAGAUUACUUGGAGUUGAAGAUGAGAUGUUUGAACACAUCAAAACAGAAGCAGAAGAAGAGAAGAGAAUCAAAGAUGAAGCUGGGGAAGGAGGGGAAGAGACAGUCAAACAAAAGGAGCUCGCUCGAUUAUUGUAUGCUCUUCACUUGCAUCUGAUUGGGAAGAAGUAUCUGAUCGUGUUGGACGAUGUUUGGGAAGACAACGAGUGGGAUCAAAGGCUCGAUGAUGAGAAGCAGCAGGAAAAAUCACAUCUUUCUUGUGGGUUUCCUAAAGGGUUUGGUGGGAGAGUGAUUAUCACUAGCAGAGACGAGAGAUUGGCGAAGGAGAUAGUCGGAGAAGAAGAGAAUCUGCAGCGUUUGUUUCCGAGAUCCGAUGCAGAGAGUUUAUGGAAGAUUUACAUUGAUGCAGUACCCACCAAGGUGGACGAUGCAACAGCCACGAAUGCGGGCGAUGCAGCAGCCACAAAUGCGGGUGAUGCAGCAGCCACAAAUGUGGGAGAUGCAGCAGCCACAAAUGCGGGCGAUGCAGCAGCCACAAAUGCGGGCGAUGCAGUAGCCCCAAAAGUGAAUCCGAGGUAUCCGGGAAGAUACAAACAAGAGCUUAUGGAUAAGUCUUGUGGUAUUCCUUUGGCUGCUCGCAUGCUGGCGAAGAUUGAGCCUGUGAAAGUGGAUGAAAUUGGAAACAUAGAUAGGAAGCAAAGCUAAGCUUCUAACUUCUAACGCAAUAUCUAUGUAUUUACUCUCUAAUACUAUAUGGAAGCAUUUCGAGAUUACUAUUUAAAGUUAUUUUAUUAUUCUAAAAACUGUUAAAGAGUUGUGUAAGUGUAAACCUCUGGCAUUUAAUAAAGAAUAUAAAGAGCUUUUAAUACA
Molecule: messenger RNA, 1487 nt
Organism: Arabidopsis lyrata subsp. lyrata
Lineage: Eukaryota; Viridiplantae; Streptophyta; Magnoliopsida; Brassicales; Brassicaceae
Product: probable disease resistance protein At4g19060
Exons: 1
Coding region: 123-1322 (399 amino acids)
Biological process (GO): defense response to other organism
Molecular function (GO): ADP binding
Source: RefSeq, a predicted model, not a curated record